CAUCGCGGCAGCAUACUUGUUCUAGUUGCCUGUUUCUGUAUGUCCUGGCUGGUUCAAAGCAAAACCCUUCUUAUUGUACAGAAACCUCUAACUCUCCGGACUGGUUCCUCUAGUCUUGGUGUCUUGCAUAGCUCGAUCUUGACCACCAUGGUUAACCAAACCAGAAUGUUGUACAAAGUUGUCGAGCCGUUUGCGCAAGCACUGGUAUAAUGCGCAUAACACCAGAGGCCUCUGACCCAUCGAGCGGCGACGGUGCUCGUUCAGGACGAAAGUUGGCUUGGGCGCUGCCGACAGCCCAAGCGGACGCGGAGACAGAUGCCAUUAAGGCCCACAUCCGUGACCUAGAGGCGCCUCCGUCUCCGCCGUCGGCUCUGCUAGCCCCCGGCGGUCUACCCGGCGCGCUUUCCUCACCAUCAUCCCUUCCACCAGCGUCCCCUGGCUUCCCUAUAUCACCCUUCCAUGGCUCAGCAGCGAAGGACGGCACGGAUUCCACCACAGCCUCCAACGGUGGUGCGGGCUGGGCGCUGCUACGCAAGCACCAUGCAGCCACAUCGCUAUCCACACGACAGCGUGGCGCCACGACUGCAGUGCUCGCAGUCAGCACCAUGGCCGCGUCUAUGCGGCGACGCCAGGGCCGACAGUACGGCACUGUUGGUGGCGGGGGCGGCGGAGGCGGAGGAAGCGGUGCUGGUGGCGGCAUGGGUCGUCGCGGUAUGCGGGUUCGGCAGCAGGAGCCUACUGUCCGGCUUCAGGAGAAGGUCUGGCGCGCGCUGAGGGACGCGAAGGAGACGCCUGGGAUGCGCGGUUGGGUGUUCAGACGCGGGGUGCCGAUGGUGGGGGCGACGCUGUUUUGCUGGGACGUCAUCUCAGAUGCCGUACUUGCAAAGAACCUGUUCAAGAACGGCUACCCCAAAGUGGGCAUGCUCACCAUGGUUUUCAUGUUCGCGCACUACCUCCCCACCUACAUCAUGCUCCUCCGAGCCGCCAACCAGUCCUUCUUCACGCAGCACUUCAUGCUGCUCUCUGCGGCCGCAUCCGCAGCCUCCGACCCAAGCGCUGCUGCCAGCGCUGCCGCCGCCGGCGCCUCGGGCGGCUCCUCGGCUCUGUCCGCGGCGGCGCGGAUGUUGGAGUCGCUGCAUUUCUUCUUCUACGUGCUGCUGGUGGUGUUCGGGCUGCCGCUGCUUCCCUUCCUGGACCUGUACAUGGUGCUGACGGCGGUGGUGCUGACCACAGACCGGGGGGAUGCAGGCUAUGUCAUGCGCACGGCGGAGGACUUUUGCCGCCAGUACGAGCGCGUGCGACUGCCCCUGGAGUGCUUCCUGGAGAGCCUGCCACAAACAGCGCUGCAGGUGUACCUGUAUAUCCAAACUCGCUCGGGGUCGGCUGCAGAAGCCGUACAGGUGUCCCAGAACGUGUUGACCGUCUCCCUGUUGGGCAGUGUGCUCAACUUCAUCAACGUCAGCUGGGAGAUGUACAACGCGUGGCGCGCCAGUGGAGACACGCUGCUGGAGUACCUGGACGCGCUGAUCAGGCUGCAGGGAUCCACUAAGGUCCCCAUCGAGGCGCAGAACGCCAUGCUGGAGCGCAUCGCCGACCACCAGCGCCGCGUGCUGGACCACGACAAGGCCGCUCAUGCGGCGCACAUGGGCCGCAAAGCCGCUCGCCGGGGCGGCGCCGACUGCAAGGAGGAGGGCCGCAGCGACGAGGGCGAGGAUGCCGCCUCCGACAGCGAUGAAGCCCACAAGCGGGUGCUGGAGGGGUCGCGGAGCUACUCCAGCGAGGAGUCCAAACGCAGGAACGCGCGGAUGUACGGUGUGCCGCCCUCCCUGGUGUUCACGGUGGGAGGCCCCGGAGACACCGUGUACCAGGCCCUGAGUGCCUUCCAGCGCCGCAGCCUAAUGGACGUCCUCGCCAUGCCCUCCAAGCUGCAAAUGUACAGCCUGCGUGCAGUACAAAUGCUCAACGUCGACCCCUCCGUCGCCGCCCGCCUGCUCCGCCGCGUUUCCACGCUGCCGCCCCACCUUCACAUCGUGGGCGCCUGGCAGGGCCGCCGCAGCGCUGCCGCCACGGCCUCGUCCGGCUCUGCUGGCAGCGGCGCCGGGCAGCUGAACCCCUCCUACCUCAACCUGAUCUGCAAAGUCCUGCCGGACGCCGCCUUCGAGACGGAUCCGCUGACCCCGCUGAUCGACCUGCACCUCUCCCGACUGGCUCUGACCGGCUACUACUCGGCUUCAGGCGCCAGCAGCGGCAGUGCGGGCGGUUCCGCGGCCGCUGACGCCAGCGCGCGUGUGGGUCGCGCCCUGGCGCAGGUGCUGGAUUUCCAGCCCUCCCUCCGCCGCUUGGUAGUCGACCACUGCGAUGUCUUCGUGCCGCUCAUGCUAGAGGCCUUGGACGCGGAGGUGCAGGAGUUGUACCACCUGGGCAGAGCUCAUGGCGGGCUGCAGGAAUCGGUGUACGGCAGUGUCACAGGCGGUGCGGGAGGUACCGCUGGUGGUGAUGGUGGCAAGGGCGGUGGCGUCGCUGCCGUCCUUGCUGCGGAGGAGGCGGCGUUUGAAGCGAAGAGGGCGAGGAUGUCGGGAGGAAGAGGCGGAGGAGGAGGCGGUCAUGGCGGUGACGUCAUCACGGGUCCGCGGCUGCUUGUUGUGUUGCACACGGAGGGAGGUCCGGAGCUGGAGUCAUGGCUUGAGGAGCGUGCCAGGAACGCGGGGAGUGUGGCGGCGGUGACGGCGGCAGCAGCAGCAGCGGGAGCGACGUCCAUGGGUUUGACGUCGGCUCCUUCUGGGACGUUGAGGAGUACGGUGGCAGCAGGAGGGGGUGUGGUGGGAGGAGGUGCAGCAGUGGAACCGCUGAGGGAGCUCCACCUGAUUCCGAACUACCGACCACGCGCCAUUUCACCGGACUCAAAGGUCAUCCUGGUGCCCUGUCCCCGCGCCGUCGGCCUGCUGGACCUCCUCUCAGCCGGCCUGAGCUCCCUCCUGGUGCCCCCCCGCCUGCCCCUCAACAACACCGAGCUGCGGAGCGAGGACGCGGCCGCCAUCGGCGCCUGUCUGGUGUUCAACCGCAGCAUUGAGGCCCUGGACAUGCGCUCCACGGGGCUCAGCGCGGACAGCCUGCUGCACAUGGUUCCGGGGCUGCAGGCGCACAGCAGCCUGACGUCCAUCGACCUGAGCAGCAACAACAUCGGGGAUGUGGGCGUGGAGGGGCUGAUGUCGGCGGUGGUGCACCUGCCGGCGUUGAGCACGCUGGUCCUGGCCCGGUGCGGCAUGGGCGCUCGUGGCGCGGACGCCCUGGGCGGGCAGCUGCUGGCCACCGGCGCGCACACUCGGAUUGCCGAGCUGGACCUGCAGGACAACAAGGAGGACUGCGCCACCCCCGUGCUGGAGUGGGUGAGCUUCCUGCACCAGAAGCGCACCGGCAAGCAGGCCAAGGCGCCCACCUCUCACAGGAUGGAGCUGGGGGAGAACGGCCCAGUGAUUCCGCUCUUCGGGAGCACCGGCGACGUCAUCUCAGCCUGUCGAGACGUCCUGACCAAGGACCCCGCCGCCCCGGCCGAUAGCAGCAGCGGCGCCUCUUCCUCUUCUCCUGCCACCGUGGAGCCUACAACACUCGAGCUGCCGUCCUCGGGGGGUCACGACCACUCAUCACUGGUCAUCAUUGCCAUCACCGCCGCCAACUCGCACUGCCCGCUGUCCCUGGACCUCUCGAACUGGUCCCAGUACACCCACCCAGCAGUCGGGCCCAUGCAGCUCUUGGGCUUCAACCACGCACGCGGCUCCUCGGCCUUCCUGGCAGCGGUGGUGGGCGGGCUGCUGGGCACUGACGCCGCGCACGUGCAACACCUCGACCUCACCGCCACACCCCUGGCGGCACCCAGCGGC
Messenger RNA from Astrephomene gubernaculifera, 3878 nucleotides. Lineage: Eukaryota; Viridiplantae; Chlorophyta; Chlorophyceae; Chlamydomonadales; Astrephomenaceae. The record is from the annotation of a GenBank genome assembly.